AGUAUUAUUCCCUCUAUAACAUUAUAAUAUCUAUUUUUUUCUUAAUUAAUGUCAAAUCCAAAUCCAAAUAUAUGAAGAGUAACAUUUCUUGCAUGCUUGUUUGCCGGGUAGGGUGAUGCCCCCCCCCCAGCCCCCCGGUGUCGGUAAGAGAGUAGCUUCGCGGCCUUUAUGAAAAAUUGGGUCAACUAAUUGAGAACAAUUGGUCAACGACUUUGAGGGGAGAUUUCCAUAUACAUCCUUUAAUAAGCAACUUCCCUUCCCUUGCCUUCUUCUUCAAGCAAAAGAUGAUUAAAAGACAGCAAUCCCACAAUUAUUAUUGAUGACCAUUCUUAUUAUUACUUAGGAAAAAAAGAAUCUAGAUCUGUAUACAUUUUCUCAGUUCAUCCAUCUCUUCAAUGGAAUUCGAUGAUUAUCUAUAUGAAUCAUGCAUUCCAAAAACCCAAUUUGUAGAUGGCGCCUACGUCUACAGCUUUGACGACAAGGAGGAGGACGAGGUAAUCGUUCUCGAGAAUAACGAGAACGUUGCCGAUGUUGCCCCGGUCAAAGCGAAAGAGGUAAUCGACAUUACCUCUGAAAGCAACUCUGUUAUUCAUCUAGAGAGCGAGGAGGUUGAGGUCAUAGUUCUUGAAACUGAUUCUGAUGGCACAGAGGGAUCUGAUAUCACUCCAAUUCAAAAUUCUUCCCAGAUCUGCUCAUGCAUGCACCUCCACAUUGAUAUGUUGAACAUCUUACUUCCCAGUCCAGACCCUAAUUUUUGGGCUUCGAAGUACAAGUAGGGAAGUACUUUUACAUCCUUUGUCUGCAUUCCUUUCGUUAUGUGAUGACUUAUUGUGCUUGCGCAAUAUUUGAUGCUGUGAUUGUAUCAUAAUGUGAUGUUUUCCCAAUCUAUGAUGACUGGAUUUAUUCUACAUGGUCUGAGAAAGGAUUAUGUGCUGUGAUGAGCAAUUGAUGAACUGUGG
This is a messenger RNA of Cuscuta campestris, 959 nucleotides long. The record is from the annotation of a GenBank genome assembly. Lineage: Eukaryota; Viridiplantae; Streptophyta; Magnoliopsida; Solanales; Convolvulaceae.